Molecule: messenger RNA, 288 nt
Organism: Rhinocladiella mackenziei CBS 650.93
Lineage: Eukaryota; Fungi; Ascomycota; Eurotiomycetes; Chaetothyriales; Herpotrichiellaceae
Exons: 2
Coding region: 1-288 (95 amino acids)
Source: RefSeq, a predicted model, not a curated record
AUGUUCAGCGUGACUAGCGUCGAGAGCCCAGCCACGACAAAGUCAGUGGAUCUCGAAGAACGAAUACGGGCAAGCUACCGACCUAAGAAGCCGAAAAACAAGGAGGAGUAUGAUAAGAAACAGAAAAAGGACCGAGCACAGGCGAUCCUCAGCAACUACCAGAUUAUGAUGAGUUACGCUCUCGCGAAUGAUAAAUCUCUACCUCAGACUCGUGCAUACUUUCAAAAGGUGGCUCUUGGGAUACCGACGGAGCCAAUCAUUAAGAAUUGGUUUACUUCAGGUUCUUGA